AUGUGCUACGAUGAUACGCUGCUCUACACGCUGACAGUUGGAGGGAUGUUCGCCAUUCGAGCGCCGUCAAUAGUCGGAAGCCAUCUUUACAGCAGGACGACGCAUCGCACAAUGAAGAUCAUUCUGCUGAUCGCUGUGUUGCUGCCGUUGGCAGCGUACGCUAAACCCUCCACCACGAGCCUAGACCCGGUCGACUUGGCCGACAUAGAGCUGGCAGCGGAUGAUGUGGCACGAAUCAAACGGUCCGGGUUUGGUUCGGGCAGUGGGUCGUUCGAUUUGCUGUCCGGUCUGAAGAAGACGCUGCUGUCGGGAAUUGGAUCGGCUUCGGCGUCACUGGUUGCGGGCAGCAGUAGCUCUUCGCUGAGCUCCGGCUCGGGACACGGCAGCUCGGGACAUUCGGGCGGUAGCUCGAGCUACGGUUCAUCGGGACAUUCGUACGAAAAGCCGCACGAGGACUCCCACUUUGACGGUUGGUCGCUGAAGAAAUCGAUCCUGAACACGCUGUUCCAGGCAGUGAAAGCCAUCACCGGCGGUGUGACCGCGAUCAAGGGUCAGCUGAUCAAGGGCUCGGGCUAUCUGGUAAGCGGUGCAGGCAAAUUGAUCGCUUCCGGCGGUGAUGCCGUUACCGGUGUCGGCAAAAAGAUCGCCCUCUCGGCCCAUCUCAUCCCACCGAAGCAUGCGUCCCAUCCGUUCGCGAAGCUGAGCGGCAUCCUGUCGUCCUCGUCGUCGGGCCUGUCCGGACUGUCCGGAUCGUCGUCCUCGUCGUCGUCGUCAUCCGGCCAUCAUCAUGGUGAUACGUCGGGCGAAAGCUUCACCAGCUACGAGGCACCCACCAGCUACGGUCACGAUUCGGGCCACAGCGGACCAUCCGGUCCGUCCUACAUUCCACCGGCCAAGAGUUCGCACAAAUCGCCCUCGAUCAACUCGUACGGUGCGGACCUGGACGACCAUCAUCACGGUGGCAGCUACGUGUCUGCCGGCAAGUAUGGUCACUCGUCCGACGUAUCGCCGCACCAUCAUCAUUCCGAAGACUCUCAUCACGAUCACUACACGUCCGGGUACAAUAAGGGCCACACGAAUGUGGUUGAAGCGUCGGACGUACUGCGCCAAAUACUGAACCAGAAGAUCCCGCACCAUUCGGACGAGUUUCCGAAAAAGGUCAUUGCGCAGUACGAGAUCCCGUCCGAUUCGAACCCGCCACCAUUUAAACCGAUCAAGGGUCAAGGCUAUCUGCCACCGAACACGAUCUACGGUGUCCCAGCAGGGCCGAUCGAUUCCGUUACGCAUUCGCACUCGAUCACCACCUCGUUCGGUGCCGGCACCUACCCAAAGCUUAUCUCUGCGACACACGUAGAAACCGAACCAGGGCUACCCAGCUCGUACGACAUCUACCGCUCGAUGUCACUGAAGCACCACGGACCGCACGGUGGCAAUAAGCAUCACCACACCUCGAAACCAAGCGGUUGGACGUCGCGUGAAGUCGGACACAGUGCGAGCGGUGUGUCGUACGAGCUGCUACCGCCAACGGAAUCAUCCGGCGAGCUGGUGCACGAGCAGCAGUUGCGCGAUCUUACCAAACAUCUCGGCAACGGGAUUGAGGUGCAGAAAUCGCUAGCGUACGAGAUUGCCGAUCCGUCCGCGUCGCAUCAACACCACAAGCGACGCUCGGAUGAAUCGACGACGGACACGAAAACUGACCAAAGUGACGCCACCGCGACGAAGAGUACCGCCACGUAG
This is a messenger RNA of Anopheles maculipalpis, 1737 nucleotides long. RefSeq lists its product as uncharacterized. The record is from RefSeq and is a predicted model, not a curated record. Lineage: Eukaryota; Metazoa; Arthropoda; Insecta; Diptera; Culicidae. The transcript is spliced from 7 exons. Bases 1 to 1737 code for a protein of 578 amino acids.